AUGGAAGAACAAAAGCAUAAUUACAAUAUCGAUUCAAACAUGAAUCAUGACCAAGAGAAUGUGGACACCCAGAUGCUACCUGAAGAAGUAAUCGUCACUGGAAGAUGGACAAACCAAGAGCACAUGCAGUUUGUAGAAUGCCUUAAGAAGUACGGCAAGGACUGGUCCAAGCUUGAGAAAUGAGUCCCUACCAGGACUGGACCUCAGGUCAGGAGCCACGCUCAGAAGUACUUUAACAGGAUCAAGAAAGAAUACCAGACCGACUUUCCGCUGGAGUAUAUCCACCAAUUUACCAAGAACGAGCCGAAGGAAUCAGGUGAAAGUUGGAUGUCAGCUGACAACAAUCAGUGUUCAAAGUAAGCCCAUGGCUAAAUUUAUAGAAAUGAUCCUAUUGGUAAGGAUUGAAAAUUUA
Messenger RNA from Moneuplotes crassus, 412 nucleotides. NCBI's taxonomy places the organism in Eukaryota, Ciliophora, Spirotrichea, Euplotida, Euplotidae. The record is from the annotation of a GenBank genome assembly.